Orycteropus afer afer is the source of this 1050-nucleotide messenger RNA. It is a transcript of the gene AMBP, whose product is annotated as alpha-1-microglobulin/bikunin precursor. The record is from RefSeq and is a predicted model, not a curated record. The coding region runs from base 1 to 1050 and encodes 349 amino acids. NCBI's taxonomy places the organism in Eukaryota, Metazoa, Chordata, Mammalia, Tubulidentata, Orycteropodidae. Gene Ontology annotation, molecular function: serine-type endopeptidase inhibitor activity. Gene Ontology annotation, cellular component: cell surface; plasma membrane. The transcript has 10 exons.
AUGCAGAUUUGGGGGGCUCUGCUUCUGCUGCUGACCACCUGCCUGGCAGUGCGUGCCAACCCCCUACUGACACCACCCGACGACAUCCAAGUGCAGGAGAACUUUGACCUCCCUCGGAUCUACGGAAAAUGGUUCAAUGUGGCCAUUGGCUCCACCUGCCAAUGGCUGAAGAAGUUCAAGAGUAGAAUGUCCAUGAGCACGCUGGUCCUGGGAAAGGGAGCUACAGACCUGGAGAUCAGCACAACCAGCACUCGCUGGCGGAAAGGUUUCUGUGAGGAGAUCUCCGGAGCAUAUGAAAAAACAGGCACUGAUGGGAAGUUCCUCUAUCGCAAUUCCAAAUGGAAUGUGACUAUGGAAUCCUAUGUGGCCCACACCAACUAUGAUGAAUAUGCCAUUUUUCUGACCAAGAAAUUCAGCCGCCAUGGACCCACCAUUACUGCUAAGCUCUAUGGGCGGCAGCCACAGCUGCGGGAGAGCCUCCUGGAGGAGUUCAGGGAAUUUGCCCUGGGGAUGGGCAUCCCAGAGGACUCUAUCUUCACAUUGGCAGACCGAGGUGAGUGUGUCCCUGGAGAACAGGAACCAGAACCUACCCCGGCCCUGAGAGCCCGGCGGGCUGUGCUACCCCAAGAAGAUGAAGGGUCAGGGGCUGGGCAACGAAUCAUCGAUUUCAAGAAAGAAGAUUCCUGCCAGCUGGACCCUGUGGCGGGUCCCUGCCUGGGGAUGAUCAGGAAGUACUUCUAUAAUGGCUCAUCCAUGGCCUGUGAGACCUUUCAAUAUGGUGGCUGCUUGGGCAACGGCAACAACUUUGGUUCAGAGAAGGAGUGUCUGCAGACCUGCAGAACUGUGGCAGCCUGCAAUCUCCCCAUAGUCAGCGGCCCCUGCAGAGGCGCCACCCAGCUCUGGGCAUUUGAUGCUGUCCAGGGGAAGUGCGUCCUCUUCACCUAUGGGGGCUGCCAGGGCAACGGGAACAAGUUCUACUCUGAGAAGGAGUGCAAAGAGUACUGUGGUGCUCCUGGAGAAGAUGAGGAGCUACUGCGAUUCAAACACUGA